Messenger RNA from Exaiptasia diaphana, 4370 nucleotides. Its product is annotated as protein FORGETTER 1. The record is from RefSeq and is a predicted model, not a curated record. Bases 92 to 3739 code for a protein of 1215 amino acids. Gene Ontology annotation, biological process: regulation of DNA-templated transcription. NCBI's taxonomy places the organism in Eukaryota, Metazoa, Cnidaria, Anthozoa, Actiniaria, Aiptasiidae. Gene Ontology annotation, cellular component: nucleus. Gene Ontology annotation, molecular function: histone binding; chromatin DNA binding. The transcript has 31 exons.
UUUAUAUGAAAUGAGUGCUUCAUAACAUUUAAAGUUUAUUUUGUGAUAUUAAUCCUCCAAAACACAGCUGUGGUUUUAUUCAGCUGAAGCCAUGCAUCCAAGUAGAGCAAUCCAGGGCCGAACUCCACAGAAAAUGGUUAUUAACCGAGUCAUUGGGUCGAACGAAGAACAGGAAGAAAUCAAUAAGAUGGCGCAUGGUGUUGUGGACGAUACUUCGAGUGCAGAAGUAUUCUCCAGUUACCAUUGUCUGUCCCUUGAUCAGCCAAAUAUCAAAAACCAUCCUGGAGACAUAGUCGAAGCUGGUUGUCUAGCGGCCCAGAGAUUACCCCCAGCAAAGUAUCCUCUAUUUGAUGCUAUUCCAUCAGAUAUCUUAGAAAUGGGCAAACUUAGUGAUUUACAGCUUGAGGGAGUGCUGUAUGCUUGCCAAAGACACCAGACUGUUCUUGCUAAUGGUCAAAGAGCUGGUUUCUUUAUUGGUGAUGGCGCAGGUGUUGGUAAAGGACGGCAGAUUUCAGGAAUCAUCCUUGAUAACUAUGCUAGAGGAAGGUGCAAGCAUAUUUGGUUCAGUAUCUCCUCAGACUUGAAAGUAGAUGCACAAAGAGAUUUGAAUGACAUUGGUUGUUAUAUUAAAGUCAUCGAGGGAUGUCAACAACUGGAUAAAGAAACAAAAGUAUUUGGUUUGCCUGCUGACUGUAAAGAAGGAGUUGUCUUCAGCACCUAUGCUACACUUGUGUCCUCUGUCCAGAAAGGUAGCACCCGUCAAAGUAGACUUCAACAGCUGAUGGAUUGGUGUGGUGGUGACAAAUUUGAUGGAUGCUUGAUAUUUGACGAGUGUCAUAAAGCCAAGAAUUUUGUCCCAGGUAAAGAAGAAACCAGCACCAAAGUUGCUUUGGCAGUCACAACAAUUCAGAGAAUGCUGCCAAGAGCAAGAGUUGUUUAUUGUAGUGCUACAGGAGUCACUGAUGUCAAAAACAUGGCAUUCAUGGAGAGGCUUGGUCUGUGGGGUGCUGGUACGGCGUUCAAAUCUUUUGAGUCCUUUUUGGAGUCCAUCACAAAACGAGGUCUUGGUGCAGCUGAAAUGCUAGCAAUGGAGAUGAAAGCUUCUGGGAUGUAUGUGUCAAGAGGACUUAGUUUUAGACAAGCAGAGUUUUUCAAUGUUGAAGCAGUUCUUACAGAAGAGCAAAUCAAAGUUUAUGACACUUCAGCUCAUGUAUGGAAUGAAAUAAAAAAGUCACUUGAGUUUGCCAUAGCAAGAACUAAAUCGGCCAACMCACGAGUYUGGUCACAGUUUUGGUCAAGUCAUCARAGAUUCUUUAAGCAGUUAUGUAUGAGCCUCAAGGUUCCUACCAUUGUUAAAGAAGCGAAGGMAGCUUUAGAAGAUGACAAGUGUGUGGUGAUUGGCCUUCAAACAACUGGAGAGGCAAGCCUAGAGACUGAAUUGAAUCGUACAGGUGGCAAAAUYACUAAAUUCAUCUCAAUAACAGAAGAAAUCAUGACCAGGUUCAUCACACAGUACUUCCCAACCAAGAUAGAAACUAAAGAUGGCACUGUUCUGGAAGAUUCCUGGUCAGUGGCUGCAAAGUCUUUACUUCUUGGUUUUGUGAAGAAAAUUGAUUUACCAAUAAGCCCGUUAGAUGACCUCAUUGACCAGUUAGGAGGAUCAAAGUGUGUCAGUGAGAUGACUGGAAGGCGUGGUCGUGUAGUGCGUCGAGGACAGAUGCCUGUCUACGAAGCUCGAGAGUCUGAUAGUUCACAGGUUGACAGUCUAAACAUACAAGAGAGAAAUAGUUUCAUGGACGGAAGUAAGUUGGUAGCCAUCAUCUCAGAUGCCGCAAGUACUGGUAUAUCACUGCAUUCUGACUUACGAGUAGCCAAUCAGAAACGUCGAAUUCAUUUAACUAUGGAAUUACCUUGGAGUGCUGACAAGGCUGUACAACAGCUAGGACGAUCACAUCGGUCCAAUCAGAGCAGCGGUCCGAUCUACAAACUCAUCACGACCAACCUUGGAGGAGAGAGACGAUUUGCUGCUGCUGUUGCCAAGCGACUACAAUCACUAGGUGCACUUACAAAGGGCGACAGACGAGCAGCUACUGGUGCUGACUUAACCGAGUUUAACUUUGAUACAAACUACGGUCGUUCAGCUCUUCGUCGAAUGUACAACGCCAUCAGCUCGUCUACAUURCCAGCCAGUAUUAAGCUCAACCAAGUUCUCGCUAAUGCGCAAGUCAAGACCUCAUAUGACGUCACCAGCUUUAAUGACGUACUUAGGGACUGUAUUCAAGCUAUGGGGAUAAGUGAUGCAGGUAGCAACACCGUCAAAGACAAAGAUGCCACCGAUGUCUCGAGGUUUCUGAAUAGGAUUCUGGGAUUGAGCGUUGAAAAACAAAACAUGUUUUUCUCUUAUUUUGUGGAAUCAUUGAACGCAUUUGUCGAAGCAGCUAAGCGGGAAGGAAAGUUUAAUGAAGGAGUAACUGACAUCACAGGAUCGUCCAUCACAAUGGUCGGUGCACCACAGUCUGUGUUUACUGAAGUACAAAAAUGCAUUAUGCCUACACGCCAUGURGUYCUKAAUGUCGAUCGUGGAGUGGAAUGGCAAGUUGCUCUGGCCCGCUACCAACAAAGCUCCAGAACUGAACUCGACGGCUUUUACUGCUCAAAACGCGAACAGAAACACCAACGUUUUUAUCUGCUCGCCUUACAGAAAGAAUCAUCUACGCACUUAUUUAAUAUCGUAAGGCCCAAUACUGGACAGUCUCCUUUYGAGGAAGAAAAGAAAGAUUUACUUCAUAAAUAUCAAAAAAUCUUACCCGAAGAUGCAGAAUUAGGAUGGACGACCCAAUAUGAGAAAACCAAAGAGCAUUGUUUCCAUGGUCCAAGUUGUAAAUCUGGAUCGCUAUGCAAAGUUGGCUGCCGUAUUUCACAAGUUAGUCUUCUCUGUGGAGGAAUUGUUCCCAUCAURUCAACACUAGAAUGGGCCAUGACGAGAAAUGCAGACAAAGUGGGCAUCACUCGUGAGAACCGAACAUUGCGUGUUGUCCGUGUUGAACUCGAUGAUGGUCAGCGGCUUGUUGGUUUAAGGUAUCCCAAGCAACUUAUACCGGAAGUGACGUCACUUCUAAAAGAACAGCAAUCUAAUGAUGCAAUGUCUCAAAGGAAUGCUGGUACGUCAAUCAAAGAUUCGCUUCUAGUCCACGCGCAGCCAUCAGAAGAGACAGCCACAGAAGUCAACUCAAAAACCCUUAGCAAGGCAACCAAGCCUCCUGUUAACAUCAAGUCGUUUUUCAAACGCAUGRACAAUAAGAAUGAUGUCAYAGUUUCAAAGACCAAUGGCGAGUUAGAUAUUGAUGAUUGUGCAAUCAUCAAAGACAUUUCUGACAAGUCUUCUAAAACGAACGGGUCUCUAUCRUCAUGUAAUUUAAGCGGCGCCAAGAAAACAAAAGCAUCUAAUAGUAUGACCAGUGCAAAAGGGACYACAUCAAAAAGGGGCCGUCCUAAGAAUACUUCCAGCGGCCCUUCGUUAAAACGAACCAUAUCGUCUGAUUCUUCGGGGACUAAGAACAAACGUCAAAAACAAUCAAGUAUAUUUGCCWCACUAGGGAGGACUAGUGAAAAUACUUCCUCUGUAGAGGGGGGUGGUGAUAAUCAAUCCAUGACUUGCCCAAUAUGYGGUAAAUCAUUUGAGGAUGGGACAAGCAAURCUGAAGUCAACAGCCAYGUCGACAAUUGUCUGAUUGAAUAACAAGGAGAAGACGUGAAUUAAAAGAAAUAUGUCAGUGAGGUUGAGUUUAUUAAUGAAUAAAUAAUAUAGGAAUGAACAAAUUGAAUUCAUCGAACUAGAUGAUUAUUUAAUUACCAAAUAUUUUAUAAAUUAUUAAAUGAACAACUUCUUGAUGAAUAAAAUGUUUAAAAGAUUGAUUAUUAGAACUGAAACACUGUUGUACACAUAAUGUUAUGCCUUCCCGUGCUACCUUUCGGCCUUAGCUUUGAUGACGUAACCUUUGAACCCGACAACGUUUCAAGUAGGUGUAUAUUGAGUUAAGAUUAUAAGAAAGCACUGAAAUACCAUAGCAUACAACGAGACUUUUCCGUCUUUAUAACGAAGUCUUUAAAAUACAGGGAUAGUUCAACUCAAGGAAAAUAGUGUUUGUACUUCCAUUUUUAUAUCACUAUUUGCGUAUGAAGAUUGCUCAGAUAUUUUCAUGCUUUCUUCCUUAGUGCAUAUGUACCACCUCCAGAGUAUUCACCAAUGUUUGGGCUAGUUUUGUUCGAUAUGCUUCACUUUGUUUCUGACGUCUAUGUUUUUGAGAUGACGUGUGAGAGGUAUUUUAGGGUUACCCUUAGGGGCUCCUAUUUUCCUGGUCGCAUAUUGG